UCCCUCUUAAAACACUUACCAGGAAGAGAAUGACUUGUUAUUUGUUCUUUCUGUCAUUCUGACUUUAUUUUCUUUGAUAAAAACAAAGAAGAAUCAGCCAUCAGAGGACAACUAUAAAAAGACUCUGCACUUUUGGGUUUGUUUCUGAACAGAGAAGAUCUUUGUGAUUCUUGUAGUUAUUCAUUUCUAAAACCGUUGAUCAGAAAGUGAAAGUAAAGAUUAAAUUUCAGCUCAAACUGUGAAAAUGGCUUCUUCAGCUGAAUAUGACUAUAAUUGUCCCGUGUGCUGUGAAAUGUUCAAGACUCCUGUUCUUUUAUCAUGUAGUCACAGUGUCUGUAAAGAGUGUCUUCAACAGUUCUGGAGAACCAAGAAAACUCAGGAGUGUCCUGUCUGCAGGAGAAGAUCCUCAAAAGAAAAUCUUCCAUUAAAUCUAGCAUUACAAAACUUGUGUGAGUCGUUCCUGAAGGAGAGAAAUGAGAGUCGUUCAUCAGGAUCUGAGGAGAUCUGCAGUUUAUACAGAGAGAAACUCAAACUCUUCUGUCUGGAGGACAAACAGUCUGCGUGUUUAGUGUGUUUUACUUCAAAACAACAUGUCAACCACACAUUCAGACCAAUCAGUGAAGUUGUUCCUUCAUAUAAGGAGGAUCUCAAUACAGCACUGAAGUCCUUACAGGAGAAACUUAGAAAGAGAGAAAACAUAAAAGAAGAGUUUGAGAAAACAGUUCAACACAUCAAGUCUCAAGCUGAGCACACAGAGAGUCAGAUUAAACAGCAGUUUGAGAAACUUCAUGAGUUUCUCAGAGAUGAAGAAGAAGCUACAAUCACUGCACUGAGAGAGGAAGAGGAGCAGAAGAAGCAGGUGAUGAAGGAGAAGCUGGAGGAGAUCAACAGACACAUCUCAGCUCUUUCACACACAAUCAAAGACACGGAGGAGAGGAUGAAAACCAAUGACGUCUGCUUUCUAAAGGGGUUUCCGGUCACGAUGGAAAGAGUCCAGAUCUCAUCACAGCCGGAUCCACAGACGCCUUCUGGAGCUUUGAUUCAUGUUCCACGAUACUUGGGCAACCUGGCCUUCAGAGUCUGGAAGAAGAUGCAGGACAUUGUCCAAAACACUCCUGUGAUUCUGGAUCCAAACACGGCUCAUCCCUUUCUUCUUCUGUCUGAUGAUCUGACCAGAGUGAGAUACAGAGUGAACUAUCAACCUCUUCCUGAUAAUCCAGAGAGAUUUGACUCUUAUUGUUGUGUUCUGGGUUCAGAGGGUUUUAACUCAGGAACACACUGCUGGGAUGUGGAGGUUAAAGAGAGUCGAUGCUGGAGUCUUGGAGUAACUACAGAAUCAAACCAAAGAAAGGGAUGUGUUUUCUUUAACACUGAUGUCUGGAGUGUACAGAGAGGAUGGUCUGACCAGUUUAGUUUUCCUGUUGAACAGGAUCUUGAUCGUGUGAGAGUGUGUCUGGACUAUGACAGAGGAACAGUGUCAUUCUCUGAUCCUGUAACUAACACACAUCUACACACAUUCACUACCACCUUCACUCACACACUCUUUCCUUUCUUCAGUACUCUUACUUCUCUGAAGAUCUUACCUGUCAGUAAUCAGUGAACACACCUGAAGAUCUGGAUCAACCUGCUUUUAAUUUUUACACUCAUCAUGAGACUAAUAUUUAAUUCUUAUCACAGUUUCAUUUGUUCGACAUGAGACUACGUGAAUAAUUGUGAAUAGUUUUCAGUGUAGAAUUCAAUGAAAUAGAAAUACUAUAACAAUGUGAUUUAAAUCUGAAAUCUCUUUAAAAAGUUUGUCUCCGUUUCAGAAUUAAAGGAAUAAUUUAUCUUUAUUACAUUAAAAACAGUGAUUAUAUAAUUUAGUGUACUGGUGUGUAUGUACUUUAGUGUAUAUGGUUUAAUGUAAACAAACAUGUGGAAAUAAUUCUAGUUAAUUCAAUUGAUCACAAAAAUAUGUUUGUUUUUUUAUUUGAAUGAACUGCUGUGUGUUUGAUCAUGAAUCAGCUCUCAGUGGUGUGUGAGACCAACACACACACACACACACACACACACACACACACACACACACACACACACACACACACACACAGACACACACACAGACACACGCACACACAGACACACACAGACACACACACACACACAGACACACACAGACACACACAGCCUCCAUCUGAUAUCUGAUAACAAUAUCUAAAAAAUAAACAGAUUUCCAGUGAAAAUCA
Molecule: messenger RNA, 2225 nt
Organism: Puntigrus tetrazona (Sumatra barb)
Lineage: Eukaryota; Metazoa; Chordata; Actinopteri; Cypriniformes; Cyprinidae
Product: nuclear factor 7, brain-like
Exons: 6
Coding region: 245-1600 (451 amino acids)
Molecular function (GO): zinc ion binding; protein binding
Source: RefSeq, a predicted model, not a curated record